AUGAAAGCCCCGGCGUUCAAACCUUUAUGUGACGUUAUUCGGAUCAAAAAAAGGGAAGAUGCAGGUGCAGCUACGGGGAGUGAAUUAUACAAGGCCUUUUUAAAUGCCGGGAAGAAGAACGAAGAGGAAUUGCGAAACAAAAGUGUAAAAAUAGUAAUUUACGAGCAUGUGAAGUAUGAAGAGGAGAAGCAGCUGGUGAGUAGCAGUUCGGGGAGCGACUCGGAUAGCGGCCAUGGUUGUGCUAGCCCACAGGGGGAAAAUAAAAUCGGCAAGAAAGGAAGAAAGAAGAAGGAAACCCAGGGGGAAGAAAAUGCCAAUCAGCUUAAAAAUGGAAGGGAAAGGGGAGCCAAGGAUAAAGGCAACCCGAAAGAAAGCGCAAAAGUAACAGGAAAGGAAAAAACAAAUCAAGAGGGAGAACCAACUGCAGGCGGGGCAAAGCAGAAUGGGGGAGGGGUAGAAUACACAGAGAAGAAGGAAGACGGAGCAACCAAGCAAGGAUCCGCUACCACCCCAAAUGGAAACACCACUUUGACCUUACACACACAAAAAAGCGACGUGGUGAAAGAGAGAAAAUCGUCCAAAGUACUAGGGACAGUAAAAAUUCUGUACAAUUUUUAUGUAAAUUUAUUCGAUAAGUUAAAGGAAGACGUGGAAAACAUUCAAAGCGGAUCUGUGAACAACAACGUCGACCUGUUCCGCGAUGUGAACCUCUACGCGAACUGCAUUUCUAUGUUUGAUAUAAUCAACCUUUGUGAGGAUUUGAAAAUAAUAAAAACUUUUCUCCACUCGAAAAAGGAAUGCGAGCUGAUAUGGAUACUCACGGUGAACUACCUGGACAAGGUAGACGUCAACCUGUUUGAGCGGUACAAGCAUAAGAUUGACGUGACGGAGGGGACAAACACGCCAGGUGAGGCGGUCCCAUUGGGAGUGGCCGAACAGGGAAAAGAGAGCGAACAGAUGAAGAACAACAAAAGCGAGGCACACAUCGAACAGGUAAGUGAAAAAAAAAAGGAGAAGACUAAAAAGGAGGACAAGGCCCCUAUUGCGGAGGAGGAAGAAGCCAGCAUUGCAGCUGUUGCAUCAGAAGGAACGGGGAACCCCCCAAGCGCAGGCCAAGAAGUGCACAACUUGAAGGAGUACAUUUAUGCAAAGUGCCACGAAAGAAAAAACGCCAUCAUGUUCAGAAAGGUGAAUUUUUUUGUCUUCCUGUAUGUGCUCAUAUAUAUUAUCAAAACAAGUUCGCGGAAAAUAAAAUCGCUUUCGGAUGACAUAAAAAAAGUGAGGAGCUUUUUCUUCUUUCUCAAUUUGUAUGAAAAAAAAAAAACAAUCGAAACGCUGAAGAAUAUAUAUAAGGAUAAGUACUUAACGUUUUUCCAAAAUUUUAAAAGCAGCAAGGAAAUUGAGGAAUACAGAAGGAGGAAGAUUUUCUGCCACAAGUUUUCCUUUCACAAUGUGAAUAAAAUUUUAAAUGAAAAAGGGGAGGACUUGGUCAGGCUGAAGGAGGCAUGCACGCGGAACGGGAAGCAACCAACCAAGGGGCAUCAACCUGGGGAGAGUAACGCAGAGGAGAGCAACUACGACUUGACCAAUUAUGUGGAGACAGCCGAAUUAGACAGCGACUUCAACUGUACAGGUAACCCCCAGGACGAAAGUGAGAAGGCAUCCCCCCCGCUUUUGAGCCCAUACCUACUAGACUAUAUAUUUAAAAAUUACUGCUAUAAAAAGAAGCACUGGAAAAUGAAGGAAAACGCAUGGAUCAACUUUGGGGUGGUGAAAAAGGAAGAAAAGAGGAGGUACAAAGUGGACAUUUAUAACCACACAAAAUUUAACAUAUCUGUUGAUGUGCUAAUCGAUGAGGACCUUCCCAUCCUUGCCAUUUUUAAGGACAAAUUAUUUUGCGUCAGCUCCAAGUAUUCUAUAUACCUCCAAAUUGAUGACAGUAAGGAGGGUGAGUGGUUCGGGUUCGUGAACAUCGUACUGAAGUACAAGAAUGCCACUAAGGGCGAUGACGCUGUGCGGAUCCCUGUCUACGUCCAUGUCUGUCCGUAG
This is a messenger RNA of Plasmodium coatneyi, 2049 nucleotides long. RefSeq lists its product as uncharacterized. Lineage: Eukaryota; Apicomplexa; Aconoidasida; Haemosporida; Plasmodiidae. Bases 1 to 2049 code for a protein of 682 amino acids. The record is from RefSeq and is a predicted model, not a curated record. The transcript has a single exon.